GCUGAUGACGCGCACGGGGGGCGCCGCAGUUUAGACAGCAUGGCUGCGGGAGCGGAGAAGAAGCCGGUGCUGGAGAUGGUCCAGGGUAACGGGACAGAUGAGUCCUGUGUGACGUUUGUGUUGCAUGAAGAGGAUCACACGUUGGGAAACGCUCUGCGCUACAUGGUCAUGAAGAACCCUGAAAUAGAGUUUUGUGGAUACAGCAUUACGCAUCCUUCUGAAAGCAAAAUCAAUUUUCGCAUCCAGACACGAAAUGGAUUGCCAGCAGUGGAGCCAUUCCGAAAAGGACUUACUGAGCUUAUGGAUGUCUGCCAGCACGUUCUCAACACAUUUGAGACCAGCAUGAAACGACACAAUGACCAAAAGGAGACUGCAAUGGAGUAACGUCCUGGAGUAGCAUGUAUAUAAUGUCCUGUGAGGACCUCUGCUCUGUAAUAUACAUUUCUUAGAAUAUUUUCUAUUGCUUCCAUUCCUAUAUGUAACAUAAGGUUAAAUAUACAUGUACAAUACUUCUGAA
Bufo gargarizans (Asiatic toad) is the source of this 517-nucleotide messenger RNA. RefSeq names its product DNA-directed RNA polymerases I and III subunit RPAC2-like. The record is from RefSeq and is a predicted model, not a curated record. Gene Ontology annotation, cellular component: RNA polymerase III complex; RNA polymerase I complex. Gene Ontology annotation, molecular function: protein dimerization activity; DNA-directed RNA polymerase activity. The transcript has 5 exons. NCBI's taxonomy places the organism in Eukaryota, Metazoa, Chordata, Amphibia, Anura, Bufonidae. Gene Ontology annotation, biological process: DNA-templated transcription. The coding region runs from base 40 to 384 and encodes 114 amino acids.